AAAGUUGUCAACCCUGUUAUUUGAAUGACAAUAUAAUCCGUACACAUCUAUGUUCGUCUUUGCACAGACAUACUCCAAAUGCAUUCAUUGUGCCCAAACAAUGCACUUUUACAGUGUGGGUUUAAAUUAUUUUAAAGAUUUACGUCUUUAAGUCAUCAAUGAUUAAUCAAUGAUUGUUAUAAUUAUUACUGAUGAGACUUCUAAGCACUUAUGCAAGUCGCUCUAGCUAAGGGCGUCUGCCAAAUGCAGUUUUACUACGUACAGACAGGUCACAAUGAGUUUAGCUUUCAGCAGAGAACCCCGCAAGACAGCGGGGAAUCGAAUGUCGAAAUUAUUGGAUGCCGAGGAAGAAGAUGAAUUUUACAAAACCACCUACGGUGGAUUCAACGAUGAAUCUGGAGAUGACGAGUACAAGGGCGAUCAAUCCGACACGGAGGAUGAGGUGGACAGUGAUUUCGACAUUGACGAGGGUGACGAGCCGGACAGCGACCAGGAUGAUGACGAGCCCCGCAGGAAGAGGCGUGUUGUCACCAAGGCUUACAGGGAGCCCAUGAACAUAGUGAAGCCCAGACCAAAGAAGACAUCAGAACUGCCCAGAAGGGUUGAGAAGGUCAAGGUGGACACACUUGUCCCACUGGAUUCACUUGAGGACAUUGGUGAAAAUCGGAAGUCUGUCCGGCAGUCGACCACGGAGCAUACUCGGAUGACCUACCUGCGGCUGCAGGAGAGACAGGUGGCCCCGCGCCGUCGCAAGGGGGCCCAUCACGACCGACCGCUCACACAGGAGGAGCUACUAGCCGAGGCAAAGGUCACCGCCGAGAUUAAUCUCCGAUCUCUAGAGAACUAUGAGCGCCUGGUGGCGGACAAGAAGAAGCAGGUGCACAAACGGCGGCCGUUUGAGGGCCCCACCAUCCGCUACCACUCAGUGCUCAUGCCCCUGGUGUCAGACGCCAGCCUGAAGGAGGAAAACGUGGAUGUGGAAGGAUUGGACCAAGACACCCCCCAGCCCCCGGCUACAUUGACUCAGACUCCUUGUGAAGGAACAGUUUUGACCUCCCAGCAGCCUCAAGGGGGCCAGUGCGCACGCACCUUCAUCACCUUCAGCGACGAUGAGUCCUUCGAUUUGGUGUUCCCGAGGUCGCGGGGUCCCCGCCCUCCUGUACGCGAGAUCUGCCCGGUCACCCACAAGCCCGCGCUUUACCGAGACCCCAUCACCGACAUCCCCUACGCCAACACCCGUGCCUUCAAGAUCAUCCGCGAGGCCUACAAGAAAUACGUGGCGGCCCACGGCCUGCCGAAUACCUCGGGGGGCUUUUCGGGGGAUUCCGCGUCCCGGGGUGCCCGGCAGAAGAUAGUCAUCAAGCAGACCAUGUCGGCCACAUAAGCCGGACCUCGGGCUACACUCAUACCUCAGGACUCACGGUUUUAGUUUUCCUGGCUGUUUGGAAGGAGGUCUUUUGUUGUCUAGCCAAUAGAAACAGACAUUUAAAUUAUGUGGCUUGCGAUUGGUGUAAUGUCAUUAGCCACAGAGAAGUGGGGCGGAGUUUCACUCCUGGUUCACUCUGAUACCUUCAGAGUGAGGUCCUCCAAGUGGUUUUUUUUUU
Molecule: messenger RNA, 1604 nt
Organism: Brienomyrus brachyistius
Lineage: Eukaryota; Metazoa; Chordata; Actinopteri; Osteoglossiformes; Mormyridae
Gene: vps72b
Product: vacuolar protein sorting 72 homolog b
Exons: 7
Coding region: 275-1384 (369 amino acids)
Biological process (GO): chromatin remodeling; regulation of DNA-templated transcription
Cellular component (GO): nucleus
Molecular function (GO): ATP-dependent H2AZ histone chaperone activity
Source: RefSeq, a predicted model, not a curated record